Molecule: messenger RNA, 1626 nt
Organism: Kwoniella botswanensis
Lineage: Eukaryota; Fungi; Basidiomycota; Tremellomycetes; Tremellales; Cryptococcaceae
Exons: 2
Coding region: 1-1626 (541 amino acids)
Biological process (GO): UDP-N-acetylglucosamine biosynthetic process
Molecular function (GO): UDP-N-acetylglucosamine diphosphorylase activity
Source: RefSeq, a predicted model, not a curated record
AUGACAUCUUCGCCUGCUAUUCAAAUCAACGGCUCAUCUUCCAAUGCCAACGGGGGUUUAUCACUCUUGGAUAAACUCAAACAGCGAUAUGAAGAAGCUGGUCAAUCACACGUUUUCACUUUUUACUCCAAACUAUCAUCAGAGGAACAAAACAACUUGUUAAACCAAUUGAACGACAUUGACGUCAAUCGGGUUAAUCGAAUAUACAUGAACGCCGUUGCUGCUGAAGGUGACGGUGCUCAUACACCUUCUAACGAGGAUAAUAUCAAUUACGAUGAUACCCUCGUUCCAGGCCUAAACAAUCUUUUGGGUAGAUCCAGAACACCUACUCCCAGACCUCCCGAGGAAGUUCUCCCCCUUCCAGAGGAAGCUUGUGCUAGUAUUUUGAAUAAUCCAGAGGAUGAGAAGAAAUGGAGAGAGAUAGGUUUAAAGGCUAUAGCGAAUAAUCAGGUUGCCGUAUUGCUCAUGGCUGGUGGUCAAGGAACGAGAUUGGGUUCUUCAUUACCAAAAGGAAUGUACGAUAUCAAGUUACCUUCUGGGAAGAGCUUGUUCGAAUACCAGGCUGAACGAAUAGGUAAACUAGCAAAGGUAGCAGAAGAGAAGGAAGGUAAAGAAGAUGGAUCGGUGAGAAUCAAAUGGUAUGUCAUGACUUCAGGACCAACACGGGGUGAAACGGAAAAGUAUUUCAGAGAGAAGAAUUUCUUUGGCUUGAAAGAGGAAGAUGUGAUCUUCUUCGAACAGGGCGUCCUACCCGCUCUAAGCGAAGAUGGUAAACUCCUUCUUUCCACUCCUUCAUCCCUCUCAGUUGCUCCAGACGGUAACGGUGGCCUCUACGCUGCGCUACGUCGACCCCUCUCCCCAGAUUCCCCUCGAACAGUCUUAUCCGACCUCAAAUCACAGGGUAUCGAAUACAUCCACGCCUACUGCGUCGACAAUUGUCUAGUCAAAGUGGCCGAUCCGGUAUUCAUCGGAUGCUGUAUCGAUCGUAAAUCUCAAGCUGGAGCUAAAGUCGUCCGGAAGACAGUCCCCACCGAAUCAGUCGGUGUAUUAGCUGCCAAAGGAGAUGCGUUUGCAGUAGUUGAAUAUUCAGAAUUAUCAAAAGAAAAAGCUGAAGCUAGAACUCCUGAUGGUCAAUUGGCGUUCAGAGCGGCCAAUAUAGCUAAUCAUUUUUACACGAGGACUUUCCUAGAAGGUGUAGAAGCGAUGGAAAGGAAAAUGGCAUUUCACAUUGCACGUAAAAAAAUACCUACGGUCAACUUGCAAAAUGGCGAAUUGAUCAAGCCGAGUGAACCAAAUGGAAUGAAAUUGGAAUUAUUCGUUUUUGACGUAUUUCCAUUUACGAAAUCACUUUGUGUGUUAGAAGUUCAAAGAGAAGAAGAAUUCAGUCCGUUGAAGAAUGCUCCUGGAUCAAAAGCAGAUUGUCCAGAGACUUCCCGAAGGGAUUUGUUAGCUCAGCAAAAGAGGUGGUUAGUGGAUAAUGGAGCGGAGCUUGGGGAAGGUGUGGAAGUGGAAGUUACACCGAAGAUUAGUUACGCUGGUGAAGGGUUGGAGUGGGUGAAGGGAAAAAAGUUUGUCAAGAGUGGGGUGUUGGCGAGUAAAGAGGAUUUGAAAGAUUUGACUGAGUAG